Messenger RNA from Desarmillaria tabescens, 1345 nucleotides. RefSeq lists its product as uncharacterized. The record is from RefSeq and is a predicted model, not a curated record. The annotation marks the transcript as partial. The transcript has 2 exons. Lineage: Eukaryota; Fungi; Basidiomycota; Agaricomycetes; Agaricales; Physalacriaceae. Gene Ontology annotation, molecular function: protein binding.
GCUGGUAAGCGAACAACGAUCAUUCUUGAGUCAACAAAAAUUCUUCUAUAAGAUCAAGCGCCGCUCUUCUGAUCAUCGACCGUUUUUCUUCUUCGUUCUGUGCUGUCAGAAACGUCAUGAGUGUCGCUCAGACAGACACUACAGCAGUUGCUCCCACGGAAAUUCUCUCUAGGAUCUUCUCCCUCUCCCUUGACACCGACGCCCCUGCCGAAUCCCUUGACGUUAGGAAAGGCGCAUGGUCAUACGGAAGAGUCUGUCGUCGAUGGAGGAGCUUGGUCCUAUCUAAUCCAUUCCUUUGGGACCACUUCGCAGCGCAAAUAGCUCAACCUAUUACAGAAUGGCCCCUCUCUAACGUCCCCAAAACCAUAAGAUACGGACCAAGUAGCAUUGACAUCGUAAAGGAGGAUCGGAUCCAGUAUAAACGACAGUACAAAAAGUUUCUCAAGGAUAGAACUACUCUGUCGUCCUCAUCUGUACCCAUCCUAACGGAGUAUCUCAAACGUUCGGGAGGGGUACCCCUACACAUCUCCCUUACAGUUGCGGAGAGUGUUGAACGCGCCGAUCCGGAUAUCAAGGAUGCAUUCUUCGCACUCCUCCUAUCACAUGUCCCACGCUGGAAGACAUUGCAGUAUACUCUUCUCACUGAACCUGUUCGUGCUCUUAUAAGCGAGGCUCUCAUCCGAGAAACUCCCAGACUCAUUCACUUCCAAGGAAUCCCACCGUGUAGUUCUUCAGAAAUACGUUUCUGCUAUUACCCAUUCUUCCGGCACUUCGCAGAUACACUUGUAUCGUUCGAUAUCACUCCAAUGAGAUUCUCUUCUCCCGACUCAAACCGUACUGUCACCACUAUGUCUCGUCUUCGCACCCUGAAGGUUUUUUCAACCGAUGCCCUGGAUCAGCUCUUAGCUCCAGUGUUGGACGAGCUGGCCAUCUCGUGUACCCAUCACUCAGCAGCAUGGUUAACGUCUUUCAUAGAAAGAUUGCAAAUCUUCCACCGUUUGCAAUCUCUCUCUCUACUGCUAGCCACCACGCCCGCUUGUGUCGACGUCAUCAACAGCCUCACCGACCUAUCUUCUCUCAUCAUAGAAGACAUUACCGUUGGCUUGCCAUUCCUUCGAGAGCUCUCCGUUGCCUGCCCAAAGCUGAAGACGUUGAAGAUUUCGGAAGCGAAGGGAAGGCAAGGACCGCACGUCCAUGUCAGCAAGGACUGCCUAGUCUUUCUUAUUCAGCUCCUCGAUGACCGGUUGGAAAACAGGACGCUGGAGAGCGUCUCAAUUCAGCUGGGUAAGCCGUUAUUCUUGGAUAGGGAUGAAGCUUCGAGGGGGCAAGUCGAGGCGUUGAUUGC